Drosophila eugracilis is the source of this 534-nucleotide messenger RNA. RefSeq lists its product as uncharacterized. The transcript is spliced from 3 exons. NCBI's taxonomy places the organism in Eukaryota, Metazoa, Arthropoda, Insecta, Diptera, Drosophilidae. The coding region runs from base 1 to 519 and encodes 172 amino acids. The record is from RefSeq and is a predicted model, not a curated record.
AUGAACGAACUGAACUGCAGACUGGGCCAAAAGCACGGGGCCAAUGGCACAUGGCAGCUUCGGAAAAGCCGAAGUCGUGUUUUGACUGCUCCAUUGCCAUUCGUUCCGCAGCCGCCUGGCAUUGCCAGCUAUUGCAUCCUGUCGCUUCAGUUGCGUGGCAGUAGCCGCUUUGUAAACAUUUAUCGUCGUUCACCCACCGCGUCGUCCUUGUUGUCGCCUCCUCCGUGUUUGUGCUACGAGUUUUCGUCAUCGGCGUCAUCGUUUUCCUCUCGGUCCAGAUCCUGCAUCCACUUGUUUUGGCCAUUCCAUACCGACGAGUCGGGUGUUGAUACAUUUUUGGCCCGUAACUUUGACGAGCGUCAAAGAGAAUUAAAGCCCAGCUCCUACCCGCGAACCCAACGCCCCGUUUACCCACAGUGUUUUGUGAUUCCAGUGAAAGUUGUGCUUGAAAAAUUCGACAACAUCUUGCUGAUGGAAAGCAAAACGUCUGCAAAAAAUAUUAUCAAAAGUAAUAAAUGAAUAACAAAAUACAAA